Messenger RNA from Magallana angulata, 2251 nucleotides. RefSeq lists its product as uncharacterized. The record is from RefSeq and is a predicted model, not a curated record. The transcript is spliced from 2 exons. Bases 1 to 2049 code for a protein of 682 amino acids. NCBI's taxonomy places the organism in Eukaryota, Metazoa, Mollusca, Bivalvia, Ostreida, Ostreidae.
AUGGGUUCUGUCUCCUCGGCCAUGUUUGAGGGAUUGGAACACAUGUCAGAGUCGGUGUUUAUGGUACUGAGUAAGAAAGUGGGAACAUCACGACUCGUGGCCCUCAGGAGGGAGACAAAGGACAUCAGGGAGAUGGUGAACAGACGAAUGACACCUAAUGAUGGGACUAUUCAGAUGUUGAGCGGAAGUGGGAGAGAAGGAUUCAGACUUAAGGGAUCAGAUACGGACUAUAUGCACUGGCCGAACAACCACCGAGUGAUCAUGGACACGUCUCAGUCUAAGUAUUACAACACAGCCAAUACAACUUUGAUUCUCUCUGACAGUUCUAAGAGUCCACCAGGAUUCACUUUACUUCAGUUACUGACACCAACAAUAUACAGAGAAGUCGGUUCAGCAUGUCACAGAAUGAAUGACAGCGUCUAUAUAUCUAGUUCUAUUUACAGACAGUUAACUUGUUCAAUAUUUCUUCCUAAUUCUACUGAACAUGGACCCUGUGGUACUGCUGUUAAAGGAGGACUAGAAUAUGACUCUGCCUGUUGUUUUGUUUGUGACUUUUGGCCUCCAUCUGCCUCCUCGUGGAUAGACAGAUGUCACUUAUGGCCUGAUCCUGAAGUUGUUGAUGACAUUGUCAGAAAUGGAUGUCACUUUGUAGCAAUAGGACACCCAUUAGGACCCCAUGAAAAUGAAGAGUGGAGAUGGUCGUUUUCUCAGGCAGAAUAUAAAUGUGUGUAUGCAAUGAACCAUUGUCAGUUUUUGACCUAUGGGUUGUUGAAACUUUUCUUAAAAGAAGUUAUAAAUCAACAAUCAGAAGAAACCAAUGAACUGCUGUGUUCAUAUCACAUGAAGACAACUAUUUUCUGGGCAAUUCAACAAAACACACUACCUUACUGGUGUCCACAAAAUCUCCUGGUUGGUUUCUGGGUCUGCUUUAAACUCCUCCUUCAAUGGGUGUAUAAGGGGGUUUGUCCAAACUUUUUUGUUCCACAAAACAAUCUGUUUCUGACAAAGGUCCAUGGCUCAGCACAAAACAGAUUGUUCCUACAGUUACAUGAAUUGUACAAGAAAGGUCUGGCCUGUCUGUUAAAGAGUUCCUCUAUCAGGUUCUACAUUAUUGAUAUCCUGUACAAUCCUAGAGAUUUUAUUUGUACAGAUGAGAGUUUAAUUAUGUCUGAAGUCGACUAUGAUAGAGAAUUUUUUUUGGAAAUAAAUGUUUUUGAUAAUAUAAUCAUAAGAGAUCUUCACAGUUUUGUGAAAUGUCUAUGUACAGUAGAACAGUUGUUGGUAGAUUCAACGCAGUUGACAGAGUAUCAACUUUUUUAUUUACAGACUUUUACAGCCACCAACCUUCAGUUCACUGCUUUCAUAUUACACAACAUGUACACAAACACAGGUGUCAAUAAACAAAUGUAUAUUGCAGACAAAAUGUCCUGUCACAUGCUGAAAUUAGCAGCUAAGUUUGGAUGUAUAUCUGACCUUUUUUACAUUGCCAUGUAUUAUUAUAAGACACUCAGAUACAGGGAAGCUUUAUAUGUUAUAGAGAUGACAAAGGUCAAGUUAGCACAGCCAUAUCUGAUGUAUAGGAGACGUGUAGACAGAGAGAGGUAUACUGAGGCUUUAGGGGGACAGUCCUUGUCUAAAAAGAUCAGAGAGGCAGGAACACUGGAUAUCAUACUGAAGAACAGAGUCUGUUAUAUCAGUGAACUAAUACUAGAACAACAGUCUGCUUGUUCAUAUGUAAUAUUAAUCCCAGUGUUUGUAAUGUUACGCUUCCUGGAGUUCUUGUGUUACAGACAAAUUGAUACAACAUUAUCACAAGCAGCUCUAGAUGAGCUACAGGUCCUAGUCCACCAUGAUCAGGGACGGUAUGUAGAUGUACAUCACAGAGACAUUUCCUGGGAGAUCCUGGGGAUCUGUCAUCAGAUCACAGGGAACCUCCAGGCUGCUUUAUACUCAUACCAACAGUCACUCAAACAGUAUCCAUGGAACAACAUACAAGCUGCUACACAUAGUAGAAUACAAGAUAUAACAGGAACAGCCCCACAUGAUUAAUACAUUUACAUCUAACUGAGUCACAGAAUUAAUUCAUUUUUUUUUACUCAAUCUACAUAAAGUUUAUGAAACCUUACAAAAAACGAUGACUAAGAUGAGUUUAUAUUCGUACCAACAGUCACUCACACAGUAUCUAAUCAGCAAAAUACAAACUGCUACACAGUGGAAAAUUUCAGAUGUACUUGGAGUAUAAAUUCAGAUA